GCAAAUUAUCCAUUUAUUUUUUUCAUAAGUUAAUCUGUAAUUAGGUAUUGAACUUAUACCUGGGAUAUAAAUUCUUUAGAGGCGUAAGACGUAAUUUAUGAAAUAUUAGGAGGUGAAAUAUAAAUUUAUGUCACCUGUGUUUUUCCUCUUACACGUGGCAUCCAUCCGAGUAAGCGACAAAACUUUUGGUGGGGAGAUUACUGGCGUUUUCGUCGUGAAGCGCGUACUCUGAAGAGUGAGUACUGAACCACCCCCAAAAAACAUGAACACCCUCUCCUUCUAACCCUUUUAGGUCUGUAUCACUUUUCCCAUUUUACUCCAUAAAUUUGGAAAUUUGAUAGAUCGGCGGCGAGCUCAGACAUUUCUGGUUAACGUUUAUCGCUCCAUUUCGUAGAGAUGAGCAGCAGCUCAGGCGAAGAAUCAGAUUUGAGUGACUCUGAGAUUUAUGAGUUCAAAGAGAAGCCUUAUGAAGAAUUAAGAACUGGAAAACUAAGAGUCAAGGGUCCAAAUGGGUCCCUUAGAUGUCCCUUCUGUGCAGGGAAGAAAAAGCAAGACUACAAGUACAAAGACCUUCUUCAACAUGCUACAGGGGUUAGCAAGGGUUCUGCUAACCGAAGUGCUAAACAGAAGGCAAACCACUUAGCUCUUGCACAGUAUCUGGAAACAGACCUAGCGAAUGAGGCUGAGCCGAUACCAAAACGUGAUGUGACACCAGAACGUUCAGAACCUGGAAAAGAUGAACUGUUUUCUUGGCCUUGGACUGGGGUUGUCGUUAACAUUUCAAAGGAAACAGGAAAGGGAAGAUCUCUAGAUGAAAAGGAGUAUUGGUUAAAAAAGUUUUCCAUGUACACACCUUUGGAAGUUAAGCUUUUCUUUGAUAAUCAAGGAAGGGUGUCUGAAGUUGUUGUGAGAUUCAAUAGUGAUUGGACUGGUUUUAAGGGCGCAAUGGAGUUUGAGAAGUCCUUCGAAGCCUCUCAUUGCAGUAAACAAGAAUGGAAAUCCCAUAGAAGUUGCCCUGGUCCAAAUCUGUAUGGAUGGGUUGCUCGUGAAGAUGAUUAUCUAGAAGAAGGAGCUGUAGGAGAAUAUCUGCGAGAGAAGGGGGAGCUAAAGACUAUCUCAGACCUUAUUAAAGAGGAAACUCAGGGUAGAAAAAAAGUUGUAGCAAAUCUAGCCAAUGAAAUUGACAUGAAAAAUGAAAAUCUGGAUGAGCUGCAAACAAAAUUCAAUUUGAACACCCUGUCUCUUAGCCAGAUGCUCGUAGAGAAAGACAUGCUACACCGUUCUUUUUUUGAAGAGUCAAGGAAGAUGCAACGCCUUGCACGUGAGCAUGUACAGAAAGUCCUGAUGGAGCAAGAAAUGCUGAGUUUAGAGUUGGAGAGCAAGAAGAAGAAGCUUGAUUCUUGGAGCAGAGAACUGAAUAAGCGUGAAACCUUGACUGAGCGAGAAAAGCAAAAGCUUGAUGAGGAAAAAAAACAGAAUGAUGUGAGAAAUUCAGCUCUUCAAUUGGCUUCCGCGGAACAAAGAAAAGCUGAUGAGAAUGUCUUGAGACUGGUUGAAGAACAAAAGAGGGAGAAGGAGGAAGCCUUGAAAAAAAUUCUUGAGCUUGAGAGGGACAUUGAUGCCAAGCAAAAGUUGGAAAUGGAGAUAGCAGAACUAAAAGGAAAACUAGAGGUUAUGAAGCACCUUGGGGGCAAUGAUGAUGAAGCUGUACAGAAAAAGAUUAAGGAGAUGAAUGAAGAGCUGAAAGAUAAAAUGGAGGAGAUGGACAGUAUGGAGUCUCUAAACCAGACUCUCCUUGCGAAGGAGCGCCAAAGUAAUGAUGAGUUGCAAGAUGCACGGCGCACAUUGAAAGAGGGACUACUUGAUGUAUUAAGCAGUGCGCGAGCCCAUAUUGGGAUAAAAAGAAUGGGAGAAAUUGAUUCAAAGGCCUUUCAGAAUGCACUGAAACAGAGGUUUCCAAAUCAGGAAGCUGAAAUCAAGGCCAUAGAACUUCUUUCUCUGUGGCAGGAAAAAAUAAAAGACCCUGACUGGCAUCCCUUUAAAACAAUCAUGAUUGAUGAAUCAAAUGUGGAGAGAGUGAUUGAUGAGAAUGAUGAAGCUCUACGAAACCUAAAGGAAGAAUAUGGGGAUGAAAUUUGGGAUGCGGUGACUGCAGCCCUGAAGGAGAUAGAGGAGUACAAUCCUAGUGGUAGAUAUGCGGUUCCUGAGCUAUGGAACUUCAAGGAAGGAAGGAAGGCCACACUGAAGGAAGUCAUCAGUUUCAUCUUCAAGCAAAUCAAGACGCAGAAACGAAAGAGAACAUGAUAGCAAGAUGGUUGACAGAUUAUGUUUGUUUUAUGAUGCUUGUAAAGCCAGUGAUGGUCGACUCGCUAGAUAUUAUCCUUUUUUGUGGUUCGACUCUGAUAAUACUGAUGAGAUACUUUAAAAUGUUCAAUUGUCUUUUAAUUUUAUUUGAAACUCUGUUCUGCAGUCAGUUAUGUUAUUGGGAGAAAAUGUCUUCUAGCCAA
Molecule: messenger RNA, 2507 nt
Organism: Capsicum annuum
Lineage: Eukaryota; Viridiplantae; Streptophyta; Magnoliopsida; Solanales; Solanaceae
Product: factor of DNA methylation 1
Exons: 7
Coding region: 397-2304 (635 amino acids)
Biological process (GO): gene silencing by siRNA-directed DNA methylation
Source: RefSeq, a predicted model, not a curated record